CACAAGAAAUACCUCAAAUAGUGGGGAGAUUUACCUUGACUGAAGUAAGAACUCAGCCGUAGUAGAGAUCAGAAUAUCAGUAGACUUUUGGAGUGGAGUUGUUUGACGUUUGGGCCAGUAAGCAACCACCUGCCUGCAUAACAAUGCGCGAAAUGAGAGAAAUCACAUAGCAACACUCUGGCAACCACCCAAGCCAUGCUAGCAUUGUGAACUUUUACACAGCGCGAAUAAACUCUCCAAGUGACAGUGGUACAAAGUAGGACAUGAUAUCUAUGAGAUGGAUGAUAUCAAUUUACACUACAGAUUUCUGAACUGGCGGCGCAGGAUCAGAGAAAUCAGGGAAGUCCGUGCUGUUCGUUAUCAAGAGCGAUGCAAACGAAUGUUGAAGAAUGGAGACACGCUAAGUUACCAAGGGAACUCUGAUGAAGUUGGCUGUUACGUGGCUCCACGCCCCUUAUCAAAGGGAAACUGUUACUUCGAGGUGACCAUUAUGGAUACUGGAGUGAGAGGGACAAUUGCUGUUGGGCUGGUUCCCCAGUAUUACAAACUUGACCAUCAGCCUGGCUGGCUUCCACAUUCAAUAGCUUACCAUGCCGAUGAUGGAAAAAUGUACAACGGCAACCCUGUUGGUCAGCAGUUUGGUCCUAAAUGUAACCGUGGUGACCGGAUCGGUUGCGGUAUCUAUGCAGACACUUUCGAUGCCGGACUUGUCACUGUGUUUUUCACAAAGAAUGGAAAGGAGGUGGGGUCAGUGGUGGUGCCGGUGGCUCCAGAUGGGCUUUUCCCUGCCAUUGGUAUGCACUCCCUCGGUGAGGAGGUACGGUUGGACCUGCAGGCGGAAUGGGGUUCGGAGGAGGACGACAGCGUCAUGAUGGUGGACAGCCAUGAGGAUGAAUGGGCACGCCUGUAUGAUGUCAGAGUCAGUGGCACGCUUCUGGAAUAUGUCGGGAAAGGGAAGAGCAUCAUGGACGUGGGUCUGGCUCAGGCCCGGCAGCCCCUCACGACACGAAGUCACUACUUUGAAGUGGAGAUUGUGGAUCCUGGAGAGAAGUGCUACAUCGCCCUUGGCCUGGCAAGAAGAGAUUACCCAAAGAACAGGCAUCCGGGAUGGAGUCGAGGUUCUGUUGCAUAUCACGCAGAUGAUGGGAAGAUCUUCCAUGGAAGUGGAGUAGGAGACCAGUUUGGCCCUCGCUGUUUUGAAGGGGACAUCAUGGGCUGUGGAAUUAUGUUUCCUCGGGACUACGUGCUGGACUAUGAAGAUGAAAUGGACGACUGGGAUGCUGCUGAUGUACGACCAAAGCAGGGGCGUGUUGAAAACUUGCUGUAUUUGAAUGAUGAAGAUGAGGAAGAGGGAGAUGAUCCAGAACAAGAACAUGAGGGCCGUAAGGUUAUGGUGUUCUUCACCCGGAACGGCAAGAUUAUCGGCAGGAGGGAAGUAGUUGUCCCAGCCGGAGGGUUUUACCCCACUAUCGGGAUGCUCAGCAGCAGAGAAAAGGUGAAGGUGGACCUCCAUCCCCUCAGCGGAUAAUAAACGAGGAACUCCACGUCUCCAAUCCCACCGUCAGCCACAAACGGAUGGAAAAGACCAAAAAAAAUUAUGCUGAGAUUUCUGUUCUCUUUCUUACGUUUCAAGGCACUUCAAAAUGCAAGUUUAGCACGUCUAACACAUUCACUCCAAUGCAUGUUUCGUCUACAGCGUUCACCUCGGCAGCGCCUCAGAGGGGUUUGUGGCAUGAAAUGAGUAAUAUUGGGCCUCAAAAGAACGGUUUAACUGGUGACCGAAAUAAUACUGAUACAUUUUAUUGCAAAUGCGUAGAAAAUAUUUAAUUAUAUAUUUUUAAUGUACAUGUACAUAUGUAAAUUUAUGUAUUGGCUGCUAUACAAACAUUUAUUUAGCGAAAUCAAUCAUGAAUAUUAAUAAACAGCUGGACACCCUAAAGAAAGUUAAA
Messenger RNA from Sinocyclocheilus rhinocerous, 1949 nucleotides. It is a transcript of the gene spryd3, whose product is annotated as SPRY domain containing 3. Gene Ontology annotation, molecular function: protein binding. NCBI's taxonomy places the organism in Eukaryota, Metazoa, Chordata, Actinopteri, Cypriniformes, Cyprinidae. The record is from RefSeq and is a predicted model, not a curated record. The transcript is spliced from 12 exons. The coding region runs from base 278 to 1528 and encodes 416 amino acids.